CAGGCAGUCCCAGCGUGAAAUCCUCCCGGAACAGCCAAAAUCCAGCUGCAGAGACGAGCAGCAGCCGCGCAGGAGAGCGCCAUGCAGCCCCGCGGGUCACUUCUCGGCACUUUCCUCACUUUCUGGGCCUUCCUCAAGGUGGAAGGUGAGCUCUGUGAAACAAACAUAUGCCUAAAUGGAGGAACCUGUUUUGUCAGUUCGAGUAAAGAGCCCUUCUGCAUCUGCCCUGAUGGCUUCACGGGCACAGACUGCAACAUGACGGAGAAAGGUCCCUGUCAACCAAAUCCUUGCCACAACAAUGGGGAGUGCCAGGAACUGUCCCAUACUCGCAGAGGAGAUACCUUUGCCCAAUAUUCCUGCAAAUGUCUUCCUGGCUACUUUGGAGAGAACUGUGAAAACAGUGAGAAUCAUUGUUCUUCAUAUCCUUGUAAAAAUGGAGGCGUCUGCCAAAAUCUUGUCAAUGAUUACAGCUGUAAAUGCGUAUCGCCAUUUAUUGGAAAAGGCUGCCAAAUUCGUUGUGCAAACCCUCUAGGAAUGGAAGGUGGCGCCAUAUCCGAUGCCCAGAUUACCUCUUCCUCCCUAUACCACGGUUUUCUUGGCCUACAGCGCUGGGGCCCUAACCUUGCCCGGUUGAACAAUAAAGGACUAGUUAAUGCAUGGACUGCAAGUAGCUAUGACAAGCACCCCUGGAUCCAGGUUAACCUGUUAAGACAGCUGAGGGUAUCUGGGAUCAUCACUCAAGGUGCCAGUCGCGUGGGUAAGGCAGAGUACCUCAAGGAAUUUAAGGUGGCAUACAGUGUGGAUGGACAUGACUUCACCUUUUACAAAGCUGAAGGACAGAACAAAGACAAGAUUUUCCAUGGAAACCUUGACAAUGAUGGCAGAAAGGCCAAUAUAUUCAGUCCCCCAAUCACAGCACAGUACGUCCGGGUCUACCCCGUGACCUGUCACAGAGCCUGCACCCUGCGUUUUGAACUUUUUGGCUGCGAAAUGAGUGUGUAUUUCAACAUGGUAGGUUGCUCAGACCCACUCGGAUUGAAAUCCCAUCUGAUUUCUGAUAAGCAAAUAACAGCAUCCAGUGUCUUCAAGACUUGGGGGAUUGAUGCGUUUACCUGGCACCCACACUAUGCCCGCCUGGACAAGAUUGGGAAAACCAAUGCCUGGACUGCUGCCGAGAAUAAUCAGUCAGAAUGGCUCCAGAUUGACCUUGGAGUUCCUAAGAAGAUCACAGGAAUUAUCACACAGGGCGCAAAAGACUUUGGAAAUAUUCAGUAUGUGGAAGCAUAUAAAAUAGCCUACAGUGACAAUGGCUCGACAUGGAUUGUAUAUCAGGACAGCAGGACCAAAACAGACAAGGUGUUUCUUGGGAACACUGACAACUACUCUCACAAAAGGAACCUCUUCAGUCCCCCCUUCUCAGCCCGCUACGUGCGUAUUCUUCCCCAGUCCUGGCAUGAGCGGAUCACGCUGCGGACAGAGCUUCUCGGGUGCAACAACUGAACAAGAGAGGAGUUGAUAACAGCAACGUUGUGCAGCAAGUUAUCGUUCAGUCGCCAUUUCCUCUGUAAUUGUCAGUGCAGGGGGGGAAGCUCCCCGGACUAUGGCCGGUUUGGAGCAGAUGCCAUAUAACACAACACACGAUCAGGCUGCUACUUUGGGACUUGUCACUACUUCAUUAAAUCCUAAUUCUGAAAUUAACCGCACCGACUAAUUAGAGGGCAACCUAAGUGUGAGAUAUUUGUCAGCGCUGUAAUAAGUGUUGUGUUUUGUGACCAGUUCAGUAUUUUAAAGUGCACUGUUAUGUACCACAAUGCUGCUCCUCCAGCCCCUGGUGCAACAGCAUUGGAAGUCUAAUGUCCAUGGUAUUUCAGUAUUUUACUUUUACUGUACCUUUUAUGUUGCGAGUUAAUACCCAGAAUUUAUGUUGGUUAUUCUUAUGUAAUUUUACUGGAUGUGACCUCUGUUACUAUAUAGAAUUUGUAAUUCUGAAUAAUUAGUCAGACAAACAUUGGCUCCUGUAAUCACCGACUGAAUGGUUUGUAGACCAGUGUAAGGCCUCAUGCACAUGUAUUAGGGUCCAUUCACACGUCCAUAGUGCAUUGCGGAUCUGCAAAUUGUGGAUCCAAAAUGCACCCCCAUAGAAAUGCCUAUUCUUGUCCGCAGUUGCGAA
Bufo gargarizans (Asiatic toad) is the source of this 2170-nucleotide messenger RNA. RefSeq names its product milk fat globule EGF and factor V/VIII domain containing (gene MFGE8). NCBI's taxonomy places the organism in Eukaryota, Metazoa, Chordata, Amphibia, Anura, Bufonidae. The transcript has 10 exons. The record is from RefSeq and is a predicted model, not a curated record. The coding region runs from base 82 to 1500 and encodes 472 amino acids. Gene Ontology annotation, molecular function: calcium ion binding.